AUGAAGAUUCGAGCAGCUCUUGCGCUGAGCGCAUCUGCAGGGGUCUUGGCUGCCGUAAUCCCACAGCAGCCACUGCUGAAUAACCCCCAAAUUCAUCAUGAAAACGAAAAGUAUCUCAUAGAGUUGGCACCGUAUCAAACAAGAUGGGUGACAGAAGAAGAAAAAUGGGCAUUGAAACUGGAUGGCGUGAAUUUCAUUGACAUCACUGAGGAGCGAAACCCCGGUUUCUACCCAACCCUGCACCCGGCUAGUUAUGUCCAAUAUCCGUCGAAGAUGGAACAUACCGAGGAGGUUGUCGGCUUGACUCGGGGUCUCUCCAAGGCCAACAUGGAGCAGAAUCUGGAGAAGUUCACCUCCUUCUAUACCCGCUACUAUAAGUCUCAGACCGGUAUCGAAUCGGCGACAUGGCUCUACGACCAAGUUCAAGCGGUCAUCAAACAAUCCGGGGCAGCGGAACAUGGCGCGACCGUGGACCGAUUUGCCCACCCGUGGGGCCAGUUCAGCAUUAUCGCUCGCAUCCCCGGCACGUCGAAUAAGACGAUCGUAUUGGGCGCCCACCAAGACAGCAUCAAUCUGUUCCUCCCGUCUAUCCUGGCUGCCCCGGGCGCCGAUGACGAUGGCAGCGGAACGGUCACGAUCCUUGAGGCAUUGCGUGGUCUGCUGCAGUCAGACACCGUUGCCCAAGCUAAGGCACCGAAUACAAUCGAGUUCCACUGGUACUCGGCUGAGGAAGGUGGUAUGCUGGGUUCCCAGGCGAUUUUCUCCCAGUACAAGCAAGACAGACGCGACGUCAAGGCCAUGCUCCAGCAGGACAUGACCGGUUACAUCCAGGGUGCUUUGAAUGCUGGUCGCCAAGAAGCAGUGGGCAUUAUGAUCGACUAUGUCGAUCAGGGUCUCUCUCGAUUUGUGAAAGAUGUGGUUACUACCUAUUGCAAGGUGGGAUAUUUGGAAACUAAAUGUGGUUACGCUUGUUCCGACCAUACCUCAGCAAGUAAAUAUGGCUACCCCUCAGCCAUGGCCACCGAAGCUGAGAUGGAGAACACCAACAAGAGGAUUCACACGACAGAUGACAAGAUUAAGUAUUUGAGCUUUGACCACAUGUUGGAACAUGCGAAGCUAACCCUCGGCUUUGCUUAUGAGUUGGCGUUUGCUCCGUUCUAA
This is a messenger RNA of Aspergillus alliaceus, 1161 nucleotides long. RefSeq names its product putative aminopeptidase (gene lap1). NCBI's taxonomy places the organism in Eukaryota, Fungi, Ascomycota, Eurotiomycetes, Eurotiales, Aspergillaceae. Gene Ontology annotation, biological process: proteolysis. The transcript has 3 exons. The coding region runs from base 1 to 1161 and encodes 386 amino acids. Gene Ontology annotation, molecular function: metalloexopeptidase activity. The record is from RefSeq and is a predicted model, not a curated record.